UUGUGUUGCAGGGAUGAAUCUCGGCAGUACUACGUUCGUUCCGUGAAGUCAAAAUCGGCGACAGACGGCUUUUUGGUGCUGCAGAAGAACGGCGACAAGAAAAGCGUGAAGUUUAUCCGAUACUUCACGCACCGCAAAACUGUCUACAUCUGGCAGGAGGAUAUGGGAAACUUCUGUCGACUUCCCGAUCUCAGUUGCAAUUUUCCCGUCACGUUUUUCGGCGGCUGGUGCGGUUGGACAGAGGAUGAAGCGAAGCGCGUUGCUGCGAUCUACGGCCCCAACAAAAUCUCUGUCCCCAUGAAACCAGUCAUCGAACUGGUCUUUCGUGAGGCGCUAAACCCGUUUUACAUAUUCCAAAUAUUCAGCGUUUGCAUAUGGUUUGCAGACGUUUACUAUUAUUAUGCGUCGGUGAUCAUUAUCAUGUCGGUUUUGUCGAUCGCGAUGGACGUUUACCAGACUAGGAAAAAUCAGGUGGCAUUGCGCAAUUCCAUACAUAGCAUCGAAGCUGUGACGGUCGUUCGGGCGGUCGACAAGCAGGUUCGACCAUCGACCGAGCUGGUACCCGGUGACAUCAUUGUCAUUCCGUCCGGCGGCUGUACUGUUCAGUGCGAUUCGGUGCUGUUGUCUGGAAACUGCAUUGUCAACGAAAGCUCGCUGACUGGGGAGAGCGUUCCGGUCACCAAGACGCCAUUGAUCGUCCCUAAGGACUCUUUGACGGUCGACGGUUAUUCACUAUACGAUCCCAAAGUGCAUGCCAAGCACACGCUGUUUUGCGGCACCACGAUACUGCAAACCAGAUUUUAUUCCGGGCAGGAAGUCAAGGCUGUUGUUUUGCGCACUGGCUUCAGCACUAGCAAAGGCCAACUUGUUCGAUCGAUCAUGUAUCCGAAACCUGUUGAUUUCGAGUUUACAAAGGAUUUGCUUCGGUUCGUUGGGGUGUUGGCAGCAGUUGCGCUUAUCGGAUUAGUGUACACCAUAGUAGUUAUGUCUCUUCGAGGAAACGAUAUUAGCAAGAUCAUAGUUAGGGCUUUUGAUCUUGUCACCAUAUGCGUGCCCCCUGCUUUGCCCGCCGCGAUGACCAUCGGCAUAAUCGCCGCGCAAAGCCGUUUGAAGAAAAAGGGCAUAUACUGCAUAUCUCCAAGUGUUAUUAACGCAUGUGGAGCAAUCAACGCAGUGUGCUUCGACAAAACCGGCACGCUAACCGAAGAAGGCAUUGAUCUCCACGGUAUUGUGCAACUUGAUGAAAAUCUGUUGGGACGUAGUAUCAGAAAUGUCGAAAACUUCGAACCGGCAGUUGUGAAGGCCAUGGCUUGUUGCCACUCGUUAACCAUGGUCGACGGGGAAGUGAUUGGCGAUCCAAUAGAUCUUAUUCUUUUUCGGCACACGAAUUGGGAAAUCAACGAGCCAGAAGUAGUAGAAGAAAGUGGAAGGUACGACUUGAUCCCUCCGACCGUCGUCAGUAAUAAGCAACUGAAGUCCGAGGUCGGCAUCCUGAGGCUGUUUGAGUUUACGUCUGCGUUGCAGCGUAUGUCGGUCAUCGUCCGAGAGUUGGGCAGCUCUGAGUUUAUCCUUUACUGCAAGGGUGCUCCAGAGACCAUAAUCAGUUUGUGUGACAGAUGGUCCGUGCCGUCCAAUUUCUCCUCAGUUUUACACAGCUACACGAGACGUGGAUUUCGAGUGCUGGCAUUCGCCACGCGGAAGCUCGAAUUGAGUUUCGUGAAGAUGCAGCGCAUCGACCGUUCCGAGGCCGAAUAUAAUCUUCAGUUGUUAGGACUGGCAGUAUUCGAAAACAGACUAAAACAAGAAACCGCACCAGCCGUCUACUCAUUAAAAGUUGCUAACAUUCGUUCGAUCAUGGUCACUGGCGACAACAUCAUGACAGCGGUAAGCAACUGUCUCUAUCAGUGUUGCUGGCGCCAUGGUGAGAAAUUGCUGCAUUUUACGCCGUAUAUUGUCUCUGUUGCCAAGGAGUGUUUUAUUCUGGAUCACAGUCUGCCCUUGUAUCUGGUGAAAACAAAAAACACCGAUGACGACCUGCGGCUGUACUAUGAAAAGGAAGAGUCCUUUGACGUUAGUUCGUCGGAGGAAACGUAUAUGACGCCCAGCUCAGACACGGUGCUGCAAAUGUGUGCGUCUAAGUUUGAAGGCCGAGAGUACCAGUUUGCGAUAGAUGGUCCCACUUUCGCCAUUAUAGCAAAGAUGUUCCCUCAGUUUUUAUCCAGGAUCGCUGCGAUGUGUAACGUUUUUGCUAGAAUGUCGCCUGAUCAGAAAACUCACCUGGUAAACAUUCUACAAGAUAUGGAAUACGUUGUGGCGAUGUGUGGCGACGGUGCGAACGAUUGCGGCGCAUUGAAGGCAGCUCAUGCCGGUAUCAGUUUGUCCGAAGCAGAGGCAUCGAUUGCCAGUCCGUUCACUUCAAAAUGCGCAGACGUUCGUUGCGUUUCCACCGUGAUACUGGAGGGUCGUGCGGCUCUGACCACGUCUUUUGGCGUUUUCAAGUAUAUGGCUGGCUACAGUCUGAUUCAGUUCCUG
Molecule: messenger RNA, 2532 nt
Organism: Soboliphyme baturini
Lineage: Eukaryota; Metazoa; Nematoda; Enoplea; Dioctophymatida; Soboliphymatidae
Source: the annotation of a GenBank genome assembly